AUGUCAGCUGUCAAUGCCUCUGAUGCUGAGAUAUCCACUUUCUUCUUGAUUGGGAUCCCAGGUCUUGAGCACUUCCAUAUCUGGAUCUCAAUUCCUAUAUGUCUCAUGUACCUAAUUGCCAUCCUAGGCAACUGCACCAUCCUCUUCAUCAUCAAAACAGAGCCUUCACUCCAUGAGCCCAUGUACUAUUUCCUCUCUAUGUUGGCUGUAUCCGACCUGGGACUGUCCCUCUCCUCCUUGCCUACUAUGUUAAGGAUCUUCUUAUUCAAUGCCACAGGAAUCUCCCCCAAUGCCUGCUUUGCGCAAGAGUUCUUCAUCCAUGGCUUCACUGAUAUGGAAUCCUCAGUACUUUUGAUAAUGUCUUUUGAUCGUUUUUUAGCCAUCUGGAACCCAUUGAGAUACAGCUCUAUUCUGACUGGAGCCAGAGUCUCUAAAAUGGGACUGGUUUUUGUUAUUAAGAGCAUGCUUUUGGUGCUCCCAUUCCCUUUUACUUUAAAGAGGCUGACAUAUUGUAAGAAAAGUCUCUUGUCCCAUUCUUACUGCCUCCACCAGGAUGUUAUGAAGUUAGCCUGUUCUGAUAAUACUGUUAACUUUUUCUAUGGUUUCUUUGUUGCUCUCUGUAUGAUGUCUGACAGUGUAUUCAUAGCUAUAUCAUAUGUACUUAUACUAAAGACUGUGAUGGGCAUUGGUUCACACAGAGAACGGCUUAAGGCCCUCAACACCUGUGUUUCCCAUAUCUGUGCUGUUCUCAUCUUCUAUGUACCCAUCAUUACUUUAGCCUCUAUGCACCGCUUUGGAAAGAAGUCACCACUGGCACUGAUCCUCAUCGCUGAUGUCUUUCUGCUGGUACCACCUCUAAUGAAUCCUAUUGUGUAUUGUGUGAAGACCAGGCAAAUCAGGGAGAAAAUCCUGGGGAGGCUGGGCCUGAAGCAGAAAUGA
Messenger RNA from Dromiciops gliroides (monito del monte), 939 nucleotides. RefSeq names its product olfactory receptor 51A7-like. Gene Ontology annotation, biological process: G protein-coupled receptor signaling pathway. Bases 1 to 939 code for a protein of 312 amino acids. The transcript has a single exon. Lineage: Eukaryota; Metazoa; Chordata; Mammalia; Microbiotheria; Microbiotheriidae. Gene Ontology annotation, cellular component: membrane. Gene Ontology annotation, molecular function: olfactory receptor activity; G protein-coupled receptor activity. The record is from RefSeq and is a predicted model, not a curated record.